Molecule: messenger RNA, 1877 nt
Organism: Chionomys nivalis (European snow vole)
Lineage: Eukaryota; Metazoa; Chordata; Mammalia; Rodentia; Cricetidae
Product: guanylate-binding protein 5-like
Exons: 10
Coding region: 1-1779 (592 amino acids)
Molecular function (GO): GTPase activity; GTP binding
Source: RefSeq, a predicted model, not a curated record
AUGGCUCCAGAGAUCCAGAUGCCAGAACCCAUGUGCCUCAUUGAGAACAAUGAGGAACAGCUAGUGGCCAACCAGGAAGCUCUGAAGAUUCUGUCAGCCAUUACACAGCCGGUGGUGGUGGUGGCCAUCGUGGGCCUUUACCGUACAGGCAAAUCCUACCUGAUGAACAAGCUGGCUGGGAAGGAGAAAGGCUUUUCUGUUGGAUCCACUGUGCAGUCUCACACCAAGGGCAUCUGGAUGUGGUGUGUGCCUCACCCCCAGAAGCCUGACCACACCCUAGUUCUGCUUGACACGGAGGGCCUGGGAGAUGUUGAGAAGAUUAAUGAAAACAAUGAUACUCAGAUCUUCGCAUUGGCAAUCCUUCUCAGUAGCACCAUUGUAUACAACACCAUGAACAAAAUUGACCAGGGGGCUAUCGACCUACUGCACAAUGUGACAGAAAUGACAGAUCUUCUCCGGACAAGAAACUCCUCUGACCUUAAUGAAAGUGAAGAAGCGGCUGACAUGAGCUUCUUUCCAGACUUGGUGUGGACUCUGAGAGAUUUCUACCUGAGUCUGGAAACAGAUGGGCGUGCCAUCACAUCAGAUGAGUAUCUGGAGAAGUCGCUGAAGCUGAAGCAAGGUAGUGAUGAAAGAACUGAAAUAGUCAAUCUGCCACGACUAUGCAUACAGAAGUUCUUCCCAGUGAAGAAAUGCUUUGUUUUUGAUUCCCCCACUAAGAGAAAUAAGCUUUCCCAGCUUCAAACACUCAAUAGUGAUGAGCUGAGUCCUGAAUUUGUGCAGGAGUUGUCCGAAUUCUGUUCUCACAUCUUCAUACAUUCGAAGACCAAGUCCCUCCCAGGAGGCAUCCAAGUCAAUGGACCUUGUCUAGAAAGUUUGGUGCUGACCUACGUCGAUGCCAUCAAUAGUGGUGCUCUGCCCUGCAUACAGAAUGCAGUGGUAGCCUUGGCCCGGAGAGAGAACUCUGCAGCAUUGCAAAAGGCUGUCACCCACUAUGACCAGCAGAUGAGCCAGAGGGUGAAGCUGCCCACAGAGACCCUCCAAGAGCUGCUGGACCUGCACAGGACCUGCAGGAACGAAGCCAUGGAAAUCUUCAGGAAGCAUUCUUUCAAGGAUGAGGACCAAUGUUUCCAGAAGAAGUUGGAGACCCUACUAAGUGAAAAGCAGGAUGAGAUUUGUAAGAAGAACAAGGAAGCCUCUGCAGACCACUGCUCAAACCUACUUCAGAGUAUUUUUAAGCCUCUGGAACAAGAAGUGGCACAGGGGAUCUAUGCUAAACCAGGAGGCCACAGUCUUUUCCUUCAGAAGAUGGAACAGCUGAAGGCACAGUAUCUUCAGCAGCCGGGGAAGGGAACACAGGCUGAGGAAGAGCUUCAGAAGUAUUUGAAGACCAAAGAACAACUGAGCAAUACAAUUCUACAAACAGACCAGGCUCUCACAGCCAAGGAGAAUGCGAGGAAAGCUGAACAACAAAGAGCAGCGGCUGCCAGGGCUAAAGCACAGAGGUUGGAGGCAAUUCGAAUCCAGGAAGAACAAAAGAGAGCAGAGCAGGAUAGACUCCAUCAAGAGAAACUGAGGCAAAUGGAGAGGCAAAUGGAGAUUGACAAAGCAAACUUCCAGGCAGAGCAAAAGAGGAUCAGGGAACAGAGGAUCCAGGAAGAGGCUGCAAAGAUCAAGGCAGAACAAGAAGCUCAAAUCAGACAAAUCAAUGAACAGCUUCAAAAAGCGAGAGAAACGGUCUAUUACUCACGACCACAUAACCAAUGUAUCUUAAGCUAACCACCAAAGGAAGGACUUCCUUUCCUUGCUGCUUCUCACUGAAGACACAAAGGAGCAAGAGACUAAAGGACUCAAGACAACCCAGUAGUUAUAAAACC